Anopheles bellator is the source of this 732-nucleotide messenger RNA. Its product is annotated as high choriolytic enzyme 1-like. NCBI's taxonomy places the organism in Eukaryota, Metazoa, Arthropoda, Insecta, Diptera, Culicidae. The record is from RefSeq and is a predicted model, not a curated record. The coding region runs from base 1 to 732 and encodes 243 amino acids. The transcript is spliced from 4 exons. Gene Ontology annotation, biological process: proteolysis. Gene Ontology annotation, molecular function: zinc ion binding; metalloendopeptidase activity.
AUGUGGCUAAGAUCGGUGGCCGCCAUCAUUAUCACUAGCCUGCAACUCAAACCAACGGAAAAGAGUCCAACUGCUCAGCAAGAUUGUCCCUCCAAGAAGGCCGAUCGUUACGGUAAUCCGAUCGUGGACGUACUCCCAAAACACUACCGUUGGCCCAACGCUACGGUACCGUACUUAAUCGCUGAUGGGUUUGAUUUGCAAGAAGUAGCUACCAUUUCGAAGGCGAUGGAAACCCUAGAAAACGUAUCCUGUGUACGAUUUGUACGAAGAUCGCACCAGAAUAACUAUUUGCUUGUAACGAAUCAGAUGGAAGGUGGGUGCUGGGCUGAUACGGGCCGCCAAAGGCAACCUCCAACGUAUCUGAACAUCCCUCACGAGUGUACACACAACUUGGGUACGGUCCUCCACGAGCUGAUGCACGUGCUGGGUUUCCUCCAUCAGCAUACGCGACCGGAUCGUGAUCGGCACGUGUGUAUCCUGUACGAAAACGUGGUCCCAGAGCCGGGCGCAUUGUACAACUACGAGAUCGUCGAGCCGUCGACUGAUCUGGCCUUCCCCGUACCGUACGACUACGAAAGCAUUAUGCACUACCGACCGGACAUGUACAGCAUUGAACCGGGCCGUCUGGUGACGAUGGUACCUCAGAAACCGUGGAUCGGCACGAAGAUAGGACACCGCGAUCGGUUGACAGAGUUUGACGUAUUGGCCAUAAACUUCCUCUACUGUGUCUAA